UUAUGAUCAGGCCUGAGCAAGCAUUCCUGCAUUUUCUUGAAACUUAAAAGGCCAUUUUUAUUAGUAGACCUGUGAAUUCUUCUACACAUUCUUUAUGCACCCUACUUUAGACUGACCUCCAAAGCUUUAAUGUUUAUUCUUGUGAACAUAAAUCAUCAACUACGCAGUCAAUGCAGAAGUUCAUCUUUUGUAAUGUAAUUGAAAUAAAAUAAAUAAAUAAUAGUCAGCUCAAAAUAGUUGAAUUAUCUUACCAUUAAAAUUUGCUGUUCAUAACAGAAAGGAUGCCUGAGAAAAUGUGCUGAAGCAAGAAGAUUAUUUGUCUUUACUGGAAAUAUUCCAUACACCUGUUACCUGUCUCCUCCUUUCCUCCUGCUUUCUUUCCUUUUUUUGGUAAAGCUGUCAGUCAAUCCACCUUUCCCUAGUAAGUUCAUCACUGUUUCAGUAAAAAUUUGAUUAUUAAAAUUGAGCUACUCAUUUAUGCUACAGAGGAAAAGGCAAACCAUAAAUAUCCUGUAAUAUGAAAUGCAAUAUAAAUAGAGUGCAUGAGAUGCUCUAAGUUUCAUUUAUAUCGUGCUGGAUGGAUUACGUUUUGCAUUUCAUAGUAAUGAAAUGAUCAUUCAGAUUACGCUGACAUGUUUGGUUUCUAUUCUUCUGUUUGAGGUUUAAGUUUCCCAUCUUUACUUGGUACAGAAAUGUUCUCCUGGACCUGUAUUCAUGGUUGAUGUUUAGCUUCCAAUGCACUUUUGAUAUCUUCAUUUACUAUUUUCCGUAGUUCAUGAUGUUAUAAUCAAAUAUUAUUUGCUUAUUUUAUUGUAGUAUUCUCUGCAGUUAGCAGCUAAAAUUCUUUAACUGCUGUAACAGUUCGAAGAUAUAAUUUGGGAUGAAUAUUACCAGAGUGAUGAUCAUAUAGUGCCUCAUCCUGGUGACAAACGGGCCAAAGAAAUUUCCUUUCAGGGUGAUAGUUGCAAGAAACCUCGCUGUGAAGUAACUGGUAUUUCAAGAAGUUAUGCAGAUAAAUCUGCUGCUAAACGUGUAGGUCAGGAGAAAGAACAAAGAGAUCUUUCAACUUCUAUUAAUAGAAAGAACCCCAUGUUUGAGAAGGAUUCAUCGUCUCGCCCACCCCACGAUGCAUCCCUCUCUCCAAUUGUUCGUGAUUCAAUCAAAGAAGAUUCGAGUUCAGCAUCUGACAAUACCAGAAUAUCAAGUCAUGGCUUCAACAACAAUAAUUUAGAUUCCAAUGGUAGUGAAGUUUGUGCAAAUGAUACCACACUCAAUGACAAGUGCACUGCUGUUGAGAGCAACUCUUUUAGUUAUCCACUCGGUGACAUUUCUCAAACAGUCGAUGAUCUGAAUUUCUUUGACAAAAAUCCUGAAGACGAGGAUUCUAGCGAUAUCUUACAUUAUGAUUGGCCUGAAAUAGGAAAUUUUGAGGAUGUCGACAGGAUGUUUAGAAGUUGCGAUUCAACAUUUGGACUUGGGGAGGAUAAAGAAGAUGAAUUGGGUUGGUUUUCAUCAGAGGAUGCUAUAGGAGGAUCCGGUGAUAUUCUGAAGUCAGAUUUUAAGUUUUUCUGUCCCGAGUCCAAGGCAAUGGAAAAUAUUUCAGAAAACCAUGACACCUCGAUGGUAAAUGGAAGCUAUUCUACUAAUGAUAUUACCAGGACAACUGCAUCCAUUUGGUACUCAGAGAGAGAUGAAUCUGCUUCUCAUGUGUCCAUUGCGAAUGGAUCCACUGGAUCUGACAGAAAAGAAGAUGUCAUGCCCAUAGAAAAGGGAAUGGGACAGAAUGGUAAAAUGCAACCCAAGAUUUCAACUAACAGUUACAAAACUGGAAACAAAGAAAUGGUUAAUGAGCAUAAAAAGCAGUCAAAGCAACAGAACCAUUCUCAGAGGAAAAGAAAAGAACAAUGCACUGGAAAUGGUUGUUUUAAUUAUGCUGGCAACCUGCCGAAUGAAGUUAGGCAUCUUCCUUCUGGGGACAUAUCUCAUGAAACUUUCCAAUAUAAGGCUAUUCAAUGUCAACCGAAGUCUCCGGUUCCAGAUUCUUGUGAUUACCUACAGAAUGCUUUUCCUUACGUGCAUUUAGAUAGCAGACAUUUACCAGAUAAAACUUCGGUACAUACAACUCAAUCUGCUGUCAGAUCUGAGAAUGAUGACUUGGCAUUCCUUUCACCGAGGGAGCCAUUGUAUGCCUCCAGUCAAGUGCAUUUCUUGGAAAAUUCUGGUGAUCCUCCAUUUCAGGUGGCUACUAUAGCGGGCAGUGAAAAAAGAGAGAAGCUAGUCAAUCAUAAAGGUAGUCAGUCUUCCAUACUUGAUCCCAUUUCACUGGAAAAGAAAGUUCACCGUUUUGGAGAUAAAUUUGAAAAUCAAAGUGAUGUUGAUGUAGUCGGCAUAGUGAUUCCAGCAGAAUUAUGCUCAUCAAAUAUACAAGAGAGCUCAUCCAUGAACUCAGCUUUGGAAGAUAUUUCAAUUGAAGCAGCUAGUUUACAACAGCUUCAGCUUGUCAUGGAACAGUUGGACAUGAAAACAAAAUUAUGCAUCAGGGACAGUUUAUAUCGUUUGGCUAUGAAUGCUGAGCAAAGACAUACCCAUGCAAGCCCCAAUGGUGGCUGCAAAGAUGAGAGAGAAGCCAGUGGAGCAUUCAUGGCAGAAGGAUCAAACAAGUGCACUGGAUUUAUAGAUAUGGAAACCGACACAAAUCCUAUAGAUCGCUCCAUCGCUCACUUACUGUUUCACAGGCCUUCAGAUUCGGCUUCCAUACCUGUCAAUGACUCAUUUGCAUUCAGGUCACCAAGCAUGGUUCAUGGACCCAUCACCAGCAUGUCUGCAAUGGAUGAGAAAUCUAUCAAUAAUGAAGAAACUGCUGCUGCUGAAACAUAGAGAAUUGUUUCUUGACUGCUGAGAGUCGACGAGUCUCUAGCUUUUGCAAAGCCCAUACCAUGUACAUAAACAUACCAGUUGACUCAAGCUUAUAUGCUAUUUAAAUCAUGUAAAUUUGAGUCUGGUUUUUAACCUACUGUUUGGUGACCAACCUUGUACGGCUUUUCAUGGGGAAAUUGUUUUUCUUUAUUUUAUUUUAUUUUUUCACAUUUUACGAAUA
This is a messenger RNA of Olea europaea var. sylvestris, 3097 nucleotides long. RefSeq names its product protein LNK1-like. NCBI's taxonomy places the organism in Eukaryota, Viridiplantae, Streptophyta, Magnoliopsida, Lamiales, Oleaceae. The record is from RefSeq and is a predicted model, not a curated record. Gene Ontology annotation, biological process: regulation of DNA-templated transcription; circadian rhythm. Bases 1090 to 2877 code for a protein of 595 amino acids. The transcript is spliced from 7 exons.